UUUACACUAAUUGCUAGCGGCUAAGUCGCCAGAUGCAGAUGUUCAAACAAUCAAUGUGUGAUCUAGCCGAUCCCCAGACGCACUAUAAAUCCCAACUCCUGCUCGGCAAUACGUCAUUUGAGCUGAUCGUGUGUUUGGUCGAUGAUGAAGUCGCAUUGUUCGCCUGUCUACGACGAGCGCGUCGGACAAUACCUACACCAGCCGGCGUCGCCGAAAUCCAUCGCUAAACGCAAAGCACAAAUUCGUACAACGACAACGACGACGACGGCGGAUGUCGAAACGACGGCGAUUCAGGAAUGCUACUCAAGGCUGCGCAAACUCGUUCCAUGGGUGCACGCCGAUGUGUCCUUGUCGGAAGUCGAACUACUGCAGCACGUCAUCGACUACAUCCAGCAAUUGCAGGAGACGUUAGAUUCGGCGGAAGAACGAGAGGAUAUAUCGUCGGACAGUGAAGGAAUGACGAGUGCGUGCUCGGACCGCGAGUCCGACGACGAGGUCAGUCACUAAAGAAGACGGUCAGUCAGCGUGCAACAGGUAAAGCAAUCGGGCAUCAUUAUUCCAUUUUGUUUAUACGGAUUCGUCGGUCUCCUUUGCUGUGUGUUUGCGCUUUGAAUUCCCGCCCUUUUAAUGCCAUUUGAGCGGUCUAUUCGCGGCGUCACCCAAUCAACAACAACGGAAAUAACUCGGGUUGCUCUUU
Messenger RNA from Corticium candelabrum, 697 nucleotides. RefSeq names its product DNA-binding protein inhibitor ID-4-like. The record is from RefSeq and is a predicted model, not a curated record. Bases 142 to 507 code for a protein of 121 amino acids. The transcript has 2 exons. Gene Ontology annotation, biological process: negative regulation of transcription by RNA polymerase II; circadian regulation of gene expression; cell differentiation. NCBI's taxonomy places the organism in Eukaryota, Metazoa, Porifera, Homoscleromorpha, Homosclerophorida, Plakinidae. Gene Ontology annotation, cellular component: cytoplasm; nucleus. Gene Ontology annotation, molecular function: transcription regulator activity; protein dimerization activity.